AUGAAGGUCGCACUUUCCUGGGUGUUGGCAGCCGCCGCGGCUGUCUCUGCCACCACUUCAAUUGAAUACCGCACUGCCUCCAAUGGCGAUCCUUUGGCAAAUUGUCCAGGUUACAAGGCCUCAAACGUCAAGCUUGGCAAAUCGAGUCUGACUGCCGACCUGACGCUCGCUGGAAAUGCUUGCAAUGUCUACGGUGAUGAUCUAAAGAGCCUGACCUUGGAGGUCGAGUACCAGACUGAUGACCGCAUCCACGUCAAGAUUGCAGAUGCUGCCAACAGCGUCUACCAGGUCCCAGAGAGCGUUCUCCCGCGCCCCAAGGCGAAAGACGGUAUCAAGUCGGCCAAAUCCAACAUCCAGUUCAAGUACAAGUCAAACCCGUUCUCCUUCUCCAUCAUUCGCCCGGAGACUGGGGAAGUCCUCUUCGAUUCUUCUGCCGCAAGCAUCAUCUUCGAGUCCCAGUACCUCCGCCUCAGGACCAAGCUCCCAAACAACCCCAACCUGUACGGCCUGGGAGAGCACUCUGACUCGUUCCGCCUCAACACCACCGACUACGUCCGCACUCUCUGGUCGCAAGAUGCAUACGGAAUCCCAGCCGGCCAUAACUUGUACGGAAACCACCCCGUCUACUACGAGCACAGGACCACGGGCAGCCAUGGUGUCUUCUUCCUCAACUCCAAUGGCAUGGAUAUCAAGAUCAACAACGACAAGGGCAAGAACCAGUACUUGGAGUACAACACUCUCGGUGGUGUCUUGGACUUCUACUUCGUCGCUGGACCGACACCAGUGGCUGUUGCGCAGCAGUAUGCUGAAGUCGUGGGCUUGCCUGCCAUGAUGCCGUACUGGGGACUCGGGUACCACAAUUGCCGAUACGGAUACGAGGAUGCCUUUGAGGUUGCUGAAGUGAUUCACAACUACUCCGUGGCUGCGAUUCCUUUGGAGACAAUGUGGACCGAUAUCGACUACAUGGACAGAAGAAGGGUCUUCUCGCUUGACCCCGAGCGAUUCCCUCUGAAGAAGAUGCAGGCGAUUAACGAUUAUCUACAUGCCCGCGACCAGAAGCAGAUUGUCAUGGUGGACCCGGCUGUCGCCUACCAAGAUUACCCGCCAUACCACAGCGGCGUUGCAGAUGAUAUCUUCCUUAAGCGCAACAAUGGAUCCGACUGGUUGGGCGUUGUAUGGCCUGGUGUUUCGGUCUUCCCCGAUUGGUUCCAUACCGGUGUCCAGGACUGGUGGAACAACGAGUUUGCUUCAUUCUUUGCCGUCGACGGAGUCAACAUUGACGGUCUGUGGAUUGAUAUGAACGAGCCCUCUAACUUCCCUUGCAACUUCCCUUGUGACGACCCAUUUGCUGCCGCCGUUGGAUUCCCUCCUGAGCCACCAGCAGUGCGCCUGCCACUCAGAGCGCUUCCAGGUUUCCCCUGUGAUUUCCAACCCGAGGGAACACCAUGCACAGCAUCCAAGGAGAGACGCGCAAUCGAGGCCCCAGUUGUGUCAUCAUCCAAGGUCGAGCGCCAGGCAGCUGGACAGCAACUUGGCCUGCCAGGCAGAGACCUACUGUACCCCAAGUAUGCCAUCCACAACGCAGCGGCAUUCACUAUCGAGGAUAAUGCGGCAGGCGGUGGUAUCUCCAACCACACCGUCAACACCGAUGUCAUCCACCACAACGGCCUUGCCAUAUACGACACUCACAAUCUCUACGGCUCAAUGAUGUCCGUCGCCUCCCGCGAGGCCAUGCAGUUCCGCCGCCCCACCGAGCGCCCUCUGAUCAUUACCCGCAGCACCUUCGCCGGUGCCGGAACCAAGGUCGGCAAGUGGCUUGGUGACAACGUCAGCUCUUGGCUCGGAUACCGCAUCACCAUCAGCGGUAUGCUCGCCUUUGCCUCCGUCUACCAAGUACCAAUGGUCGGCUCCGACGUCUGCGGUUUCGCCGACAACACCACCGAGCACCUCUGCGCCCGCUGGGCCAUGCUCGGCGCCUUCGCCCCCUUCUACCGCAACCACAACGGCUACAUCCCCCAGAUCUCGCAGGAGUUCUACCGCUGGGACAGUGUCGCCGAGGCUGCCCGCAAGGCAAUCGACAUCCGUUACCGCCUGCUCGAUUACAUCUACACCGCUCUCCACCGCCAGACUCUUGACGGCACCCCGCUCGUCAGCCCGCUCUUCUACCUCUAUCCCAACGACGCCAACACCUUCGGCAUCGAGACGCAGUACUUCUUCGGCUCCGGCAUCCUCGUCAGCCCCGUCAUCGAGGAGGACUCCACCUCCGUCUCCGCCUACCUCCCCAAGGACAUCUUCUACGACUUCUACACCCACGCCAAGAUCCAGGGCCAGGGCAAGCCCGUCCCCCUCAAGAACCUGAGCACCUCCGAUAUCCCCCUCCAUUACCGCGGCGGCGCCAUCAUCGCCCAGCGCAUCGAGGGCGCCAUGACCACCACUGCGCUCCGCAAGAACGAUUUCGAGCUCAUCGUCGCUAUUGGCGCCAACGGAAAGGCUGAGGGCGAGCUGUACCUCGAUGACGGUAUUAGCCUUGUCCAGAAGGGCACGACCAGCUUGAAGUUCGUGUAUGAUGGGAAGACGCUUAAGGUUAAGGGAAGCUACGGGUAUGAUUCCAAGGUGCAGAUUAGACAGGUUACCUUCCUUGGACUGAAACUCGGUGGAGGCGGUGGCAAGGGCAAGGAUUGCAAGGUUAACGGCGUCAAGAGCAAGUCUGCCGUCAAGGCUGAUUCGGGUGCCGUGGUUGUCCAGGUUGGCAAGGGACUGAGCGCUGACUUCACUGUCGAGGUUGAGCAGUAG
Molecule: messenger RNA, 2793 nt
Organism: Pseudogymnoascus destructans
Lineage: Eukaryota; Fungi; Ascomycota; Leotiomycetes; Thelebolales; Thelebolaceae
Exons: 5
Coding region: 1-2793 (930 amino acids)
Biological process (GO): carbohydrate metabolic process
Molecular function (GO): hydrolase activity, hydrolyzing O-glycosyl compounds; carbohydrate binding
Source: RefSeq, a predicted model, not a curated record